AUGGCACCCGUCGGUCCCCGAGUCUCCAAAGAAGAAUUCAUGCGUGCGCUCAGCUUGAACCCUCAAGACCCUCAACAUGAACAAUACUACCGAGCCAUGCGAGACGAAGCAAUCAACGUCUACAACCACCUCAACCAAGACACCACCCAUCUUCUCGACACGGUCCGCGCCGACCCCAACACCCGCCCUCCCUUCUUCUGGCACCACAUCCGCCCGGAUCACCAGCGCUGGGCGAUCAUGGAAAUCUGGCGGAACUCGGGCCCCCUGACGCGGCCGCUCUUCGACCGAGGCGGCACAAAUGGCGAGUAUGGGCCCAAUUGGGUCGCCAGCUGGUUGUUGUAUAGUGUUUUUCGCUCCAGAGAUGUGCGGAAUAAUCGCAAUCGGCGGAAGGGGGAGAGUGCAGCGGGCGAUUCCGGUUUGGAUAAGAGGACGAAGCAAGCGGAGGAGACUACCUCAAAGAAGAAAGGGUACUAUGAUCCGGUGCGGAAUGGGACGUUGUGA
Messenger RNA from Penicillium diatomitis, 501 nucleotides. RefSeq lists its product as uncharacterized. The transcript is spliced from 3 exons. NCBI's taxonomy places the organism in Eukaryota, Fungi, Ascomycota, Eurotiomycetes, Eurotiales, Aspergillaceae. The coding region runs from base 1 to 501 and encodes 166 amino acids. The record is from RefSeq and is a predicted model, not a curated record.